GCCCGUUUUUUUUUAUUACAAAACCAGAUAUAAGGAUCCCAUUAUAACAUAAACUUUUACAAUUUUUACAAAAAAUUGAUUUAAUUCUUGUUCCAUUAAUAUCCUUUAAAAAAGGAGAAAUUUCUUUUCGCAUGAUUAUUAUUUAAAAAAAAAAAUUAAAAUCAACAAUUACGAGUAAACAAGUGUAUAUAACUAUAUAUAAAUAUGAAAAAACGAAUAUCAAUUUUAUUUUUAAUUGCCAUAGUUGUUUUCUUACAAGGCGGGGUAUAUGGUCAGUCAUCAAAAUGUGUGGACCAUGGAUUUUGUUUUAAAAUAACUCCACCAGCAAGUGUUAAUGAUCCUGUAAGCUUAUACACUUUUGAAUUAGAAGCUCCAGCAUCUAUAGGGUGGGUCGCACUUGGAGUUGGUCCAUCUAUGAUUGGAAGUUACAUAAUAAUGGCUUGGCCUUCAACGAAUGGAUCAGCUAUAAUUACCCAGCGUAUUGCGGAACGAUAUAGUGUACCGAGAGUCACAUCUCAACAAAGUGAUCUUAGUUUAGAUGCCACUUCCAGUGGUGUAAAAAAUGGAAAAUUCAUUGCAAAAUUCACUCGAGCAGUUUCGGUUGCUGGAUCAUCGAUUGAAUCAAGUGGACAAGAUUUUGUUUGGGCCCUUCAGACAGAAGAAAGACCUCCAGAUGAUGCAUCUACUCGUGACAUUUUUAUUCAUAAUAGUAAAGGUCGUUAUACCUAUGUCAUGGAUGCAAAUGCCGUUGGAAUUAGUAGUUUAAGCAGAUAUGACAAGUACAUCUUGGCUCACGGAAUUAUAAUGUUCGCUGUAUGGGGUUUCUUGGUACCGGGUGCUGUUUUUAUCGCAAGAUUUACAAGAAAUAUUAUUCCACAAAAAUGGUUCAAACUUCAUUGGGGAAUUCAGCAAUUCUUAGCAUCUCCUUUAACUUUGAUUGGAUUGAUAUCGGCAUACGUAGCGGGUGUGAGAUUUCAUGCUGCUAAUACCCAUCAUUUUCUUGGAGUAGUUGUGUUUGGAGGUUUCAUAUUUCAACUUACUCUCGGAUGGAUUCAUCAUAAACUUUUUGAUCCAUCCAGAAAACAUUUUCCAUGGUGGACCAAACUUCACUGGUGGUGGGGACGCAUAUUGAUUCUUUUGGCGUUUAUACAAAUUCUUUUGGGAUUACAACAAUAUAAUGCAUCUCACGGAGUCUUCGUUGGAUAUUAUAUCUAUGUUCUAUUUAUCCUGUCAUCCUAUGGAGGUAUAUCUUAUUAUUUAUACAGGAGGAGGAAGCGCGAUUUAGAGACGUUCGCCAAAUCGGAUGUCCUUUACACAGGAAUACGUCAAGAUGAUGUAGAGCAACAGAGUUAAGUGGAAUUUUAUUAUGAUGUGUAUAUUAAAAGUGUAUAUUAAUAGGAAUAUAUAUCAUUGUAUCAUGUAUUUUUAGUCUUUGUAAUAUAUAAUAUCAUUUGUAGUUUAAGAAUAUAUCCUCAUAUUAUCUAAUUCAUUUUCUCUCUUCAUUUUAUUCUAAAAUCUCGCCAACCUUGUCGGAAUUUUUUAUUUUUUUUUCAUAAAUAUAGGUCUUUUGAUUACUUCUACGUAAACCAACAAAACUACUAUACUCCAUUAUAUUCAACACCUUCAGAUCAAUAUAAUAUCAACGGUGGAAGUGCUAAUUAUUUCUUAUAUCAAUUAAGAUUUAAUAUGUUGGAUAAUUUAGGCAUACAAUAUGAAGCUACUCUAUUUUGUAUUUUAUUAUUAUUUGUUAUACUUUUUAUUGUAGGAAUCUUUACAUUAAUUUACAUGAAUAGUGGUUUGUUAUUCUCAUAAUUAUUAUCAAAAAAAAAAAAAAAUUUAAAAAA
Rhizophagus irregularis DAOM 181602=DAOM 197198 is the source of this 1844-nucleotide messenger RNA. The record is from RefSeq and is a predicted model, not a curated record. Lineage: Eukaryota; Fungi; Glomeromycota; Glomeromycetes; Glomerales; Glomeraceae.